AUGUUCGGGCAUAUUCGUCUAUUAUGUCAGGAGUUUCUUAAAUCACAAGGAUCUGAUCCGACCUUUGUGAUUUGGGAUUCUCUUGCUAAUGGAGCAGAAGGAAAAACUAGUGCUGCCCUUGCUUCGUUAGAGAAGAUCUCAAAUCGUAUUGCAAACAGCUUAGAAAUCGCAGUUGCUAAAUUAUGGAUUCAUAAAAAUGCAAAAACCCCAGAUUACGCAUCAAUUUCCGAAUUAGAAACACAAAUUGAAUCUCUCAAAUCGAAUGCAUCCGCAUCAUCCAUUGUUUCAGCAGCUAGAAUCCUUUGGCUUACAGGUGAAUUACAACAAGCUUUUGAUUUCGUCAAUCCUCUUGCAUCACAGCCACCACCUAAUAAAGAUGCUGCUGCUCUUCUUGGCUGGAUCAAACUUACAGAGCAAGAUAGAAAUAGCGGACGCUAUUUUGAUAUGGCGAAUGCCGAUGCUUCAAUACAAACACAGAAUGUUGAUCCAUUUGUCAUUUAUGGAAAGGCCAUGUAUUUCUCUACUGUGAGCAGAUGGCAAGAAUCUGUUUCACUUUUUGUUCAAUUAGCAGGAAUUGCUGAAUUUCCAGAAGCUUCUCUUGAACGAGCACGCUUGUACAUCGCCUCUAAUAGCUGGGAAUUAGCUAUUGAGUCAGCACAAGAAAAUCAAGGCCAUUAUGCAAGUGAUACAGAUUAUUAUUUCAUGACAAUCCUUCAUAAUCUUAGUCAAACAGGAAAUCUCGAAGGUGCGAGAGAAAAUGUUAAAUUAUUCUGCGAUUUAGUAUCUAAAAUCGAAGGAGAAAACGCUGCAUACAUUACAAACGUUGCAGAAGCUAUCUAUGCUUUAUGCUGGAAGGACACAACAAUUAUUCAGACCCUCAUCAAAUUAUUCCCACCACUCCUUAAUACAAAUUCCGAUAAUUCGAGGUUACUUCAGAUUUAUGGUGAACUUUUAGUAGCUGCAAAUCGACCAUCCGAGGCAAUACAAUACUUACAGAACGCCAUUGUCAUGAAUUCUGAGGCAGUUGGCGCAUACGUCGCACUUGUUUCGGCAUAUAUCUCUAUGAAAGACAUGAAUGACGCAUUUAGCCAACUUGAGCUUCUCAGUGCAAUGCUUUCAGAUGAUUCUUACCAUAUGUCUGUCUGUACACUCAAGGAAAAGCUUAAUCGCGCGAAUAAUCUUCCAACAAACGUUGAUGAGCUUAUUUCUGCCAUGCAUUCCCAUGUUGAAAUGGUCUCACAGAUCUUUUCUCCACAAAGCGCUCGCCAAAACUCCGAAAAGAAGUUGCCAGUUGAUUUAUUCUGCGACCAAAUAGUGAAUAUCAAGCUUCCUGACUUCGCAGAAGCCAUGAAUGAGGCCAUGGAGCACUGCAACACCCUGGAAAAGACAGUUGCUGAUCCUCAUAACGGAGAUGUCUGCGAUUUAAUUGUCAGAAUGCUCGAAUACGUUCCAGGAUCCGUUCCUUUCUCAUACUACCUUGCUGUUCUUGGCUUUGGCGAAGGCCGAUUCGCCCAAGUGACCAAGGCCAUCCAAUUUGUUCUCAAUUCCAAGUGGGGAUUCAAUGCAUCUCAAUGCCAUCUUCUUCUUGCUCAAAUUCGUUUGCAGAUGAAGCAAUUUGAAGAAGCAGAUGCAGCAUUGUCAAGAGCUGUUUCCUAUGAUUUCUCCAUCAGAUCAUCAUUGAGAUACAACAUGAUUCUUGCCGAAUUAUCAUUUGCAAAAGGACAAUUCGACAAAGCCCUUGAAACAAUUGAUGCUCUCAUGAAAACAGGAGAAUACACAUCAUCAAAACCUCCUGAGAAAUUGAGUAUCAUCAUUUUCAAGUCAAUGAUUCUUAAAUCGCAAGGAAAAUCCAAGGAAUCAAUUGACAACAUUGAUGAUGCAUUGACAAAAUUCACUUCAGAAAACGAGACCGGACAAUUGAAACUUACAAAGGCAUCAAUUCUUGCAGACAGUGACAAAAUACCUGAUGCAAUUUCUAUUUUAGAUUCAUUUGAUUCUAAAUCACCUAUGUUCACAGCAGCCAAAAAGAAACAAGCUGAUAUUUACCUUGAAAAACUCAAUGACAAAGCUGCUUACAUCAGAUGUUUCAAAGCUUUGGUUGACCAAUCAGAAACAAAAACAAACUUGACAUUGUUAGGUGAUGCAUACAUGACUGUCAAGAGAUUUGAUGAUGCUGUUGGUUGUUUCCAGAGAGCAGCAGAUUUAGAUCUUGGAGACACAAAGGCAGCAAUACAUCUUGCAAGAGGUUUCAUGAUUGUUCACAGAUACGAUGACGCAUUGAAAGAAUACGAACGAGCUUGUGCAAAUUCAGAAGGAGAUAACAAAGUUUUGUUUGAAAGAUGCCAUACAUUGUUGAAGCUCAGGUAUUACGAUGAAGCAGAAGAAAUCGCACAGAGUACAAUGGAUGAAAUCGAUGUCGAUUCAGGGGAUUGGGAAAGACAAUACAUUUACGCGCAAUUGGCUGAAUUGAUGUCAAUUAUUUCUCUCAAAAGAGAUGGAGAAGAAGUAUCUGCUUACAUUUCUGAAGCUCUUAAUGUAUAUGACAAAUUGACAUUGCAAAGCAGAGUUGAUAUUCCAGCAGACGCAAAACUCGAAAUAAACAAGAAAGCUGCACAAUUGUAUAUCAAAUCUGCUGAUGCAAUUAUCAACUCCGGAAAAUCUCUUGAUGAUGCAGAAGCUUAUCUAAAGAAGGCUGCUGAUUUGGAUACAGGUGGAAACAAAGCUCUUUUGAUGCUGGCUCAUCUUUAUUCAGAUAGCGGUCGAAAAGAUGACGCAAAAGAUGCAUGCCAAAGAUUAAUCAAAGAUGAUCCGAAAUGUGAAGAAGCUGCUAUGAUUUUGGCUGAAAUUUCUAUUACAGAGAACUUCACAGAACUUGAGAAUUCAUUCGAAGCAAAUCCAUCAUUCUUCCACACAUUGGUUAGACUGAUUGAGAUUUGUGCAAGAAAAGGAACACUCGAGAAAGUUCCUGAUUAUUUCACAAAAUGUGAUAAAAACUUACCAGGAUUUAAGUUCUGCAACGGUCUCUACAAUUUCUAUAUUGGAGAGCCAAUGAAAGCAAUCGAGUGCUUCCACGAAAUCCGUAAUGAUCCGGAGUGGGGAGUUAAUGCACAGUUGUAUUCGUUCCACAUUUACGCAAAUCCACAACGUCGCUUUGUCUGGUGUGAAACUAAGCCAAUUGCGACACAUAACGAGAUCGAAGCUGCUAAUAAGAUCCUGAGGAAACUCGACAUGAAUGAUGUUGACACUGAUCCAUUGCGUGCAACACUCCUUCUUUCACAGAAUACUCAGGAUUCCAUCAAAGAAGCACUGGAAAUUUACAAUAAAAACAAUUCAGAUGACAUCGCAACUAUCAUUGGAAGAUGCAGAUGUUACAUGUGUUUGGAUCAGCAGAACAACGUAACUCGUAACUUGAAUUCUAUUAUCCACAGCGAGCCAAACAUUUCAGCAAUAGCUUCAUACGUAGAAGCCUUCUUAAUGAUGACACAAAUAUCUUUGAAGAGUGGCGCAAUUGAUGAAGCAGAAAACUAUAUUCAACAAGCAACCGAUCUUGAUAAAUCGUGCGUCAAAGCUUGGGAAAUGACAGCAACAAUCUUUGAAAAGAAGAAAGACAAUAUCGGUGCUUCAGAAGCACUUUAUUCUGCUUGGGAAUUAACAUCUAAAAAUGAUUGUUCUAUCGGUUAUAGAUUGGCCUUCAAUUUAAUGAAGGCGCAGAACCCUGUUGAAGCUAUUAAAGUUGCUAGAGUCAUACUUGGAAAGCACCCUAACUUCCCUAAGAUCAAAGAACAGAUACUUAUACCAUGUUGUGCACAGAUAAGACCAUAA
Messenger RNA from Trichomonas vaginalis G3, 3822 nucleotides. Its product is annotated as tetratricopeptide repeat protein 21-like protein family. Gene Ontology annotation, cellular component: intraciliary transport particle A. The coding region runs from base 1 to 3822 and encodes 1273 amino acids. Gene Ontology annotation, biological process: intraciliary retrograde transport; protein localization to cilium. NCBI's taxonomy places the organism in Eukaryota, Parabasalia, Trichomonadida, Trichomonadidae. The record is from RefSeq and is a predicted model, not a curated record. Gene Ontology annotation, molecular function: protein binding. The transcript has a single exon.